Messenger RNA from Morus notabilis, 2524 nucleotides. Its product is annotated as probable methyltransferase PMT2. The transcript has 7 exons. Gene Ontology annotation, molecular function: methyltransferase activity. The record is from RefSeq and is a predicted model, not a curated record. Lineage: Eukaryota; Viridiplantae; Streptophyta; Magnoliopsida; Rosales; Moraceae. The coding region runs from base 363 to 2204 and encodes 613 amino acids. Gene Ontology annotation, cellular component: cytoplasm; endosome; trans-Golgi network.
AGAGAGAGAGAGAGAGGGAGAGAGGGAGGGAGGAAGUCUGUUUCCUCGGACUCUUCGUACCACGUUUAAGCACAUAUAUAGAUAUAUUGAUAUAUGGAUAUAUAUAUAUAUAUAUGGAUAUGGAAAGAGCCUACGCUGAAGACUGAAACCCAUUGACGAAGUCUCAUCUUCUUCGUCAUUUUGUUUUUGUCUCUUCCCACAUUUCCAUAUUACCAAAAAAAAAAAAAAAAACAAGAAGAAGAUGAAGAAGAAAACCUCUUUCGUAAUUCUUGGAGCGAAUUAUUACGAUGAAGAUGCAAUGAGUUUCAUUUGAUCCGACACCAAAAGAUUCUUCCUUUCGCAGUUUCUGAGAUUCGCAUACCAUGGCGAAAAAAGGGAGCUCAAUAGACAACAGACGUCGCAAUUCGAUGUCAAUUUUCAUUAUAGCAGGCCUAUGUUGUUUCUUCUACAUAUUGGGUGCUUGGCAGCGAAGUGGUUCGGGAAAGGGAGAUAGGAUUGCUGAUUUGGUCAACAGACAGACAGACUGCAGUGUCCUUUCUAACUUGAACUAUGAGACUCAUCAUGGCAAUGAUGUCGGGAGUGAUGAUUCUGAAGAAGUCGAGGAGUUUAAACCCUGCAAAGCUCAAUAUAUCGACUACACGCCGUGUCAAGAUCAAACAAGGGCAAUGAGGUUUCCCCGUGAAAAUAUGAUCUACAGGGAAAGGCAUUGCCCACCUGAAGAAGAGAAACUGCGCUGCCUUGUUCCAGCACCUGCAGGGUAUGUGACCCCUUUUCCAUGGCCCAAAAGUCGUGAUUAUGUGCCUUUUGCAAAUGCUCCAUAUAGGAGCUUGACUGUUGAGAAGGCUGUUCAGAACUGGAUUCAAUAUGAGGGAAACGUGUUUAAAUUCCCUGGCGGUGGUACUCAGUUUCCUGAGGGAGCAGAUGUGUAUAUCGAUGAACUCGCGAAUGUAAUCCCGUUUGACAAUGGGAUGGUUAGAACUGCACUGGAUACAGGCUGUGGGGUUGCAAGUUGGGGCGCAUACCUGUUCAAAAGGAAUGUCACAGCCAUGUCAUUUGCACCAAGAGACUCUCAUGAAGCACAAGUUCAGUUUGCACUCGAAAGAGGUGUACCAGCUGUUAUUGACGUUCUUGGAACUAUAAGGUUGCCAUAUCCAUCUAGAGCCUUUGACAUGGCCCACUGUUCUCGUUGCCUCAUUCCGUGGGGUGCGAAUGAUGGGAUGUACAUGAAGGAAGUCGAUCGAGUUCUUAGACCUGGUGGUUACUGGGUGCUUUCUGGUCCACCAAUCAACUGGAGGACUGAUUACAAAUCUUGGAAAAGAUUCGAAGAAGAGCUUGAAGAGGAGCAAAGGAAGAUUGAAGUGAUUGCCAACCUCCUUUGCUGGGAAAAGAAACAUGAGAAGGGUGAAAUUGCAAUAUGGAGGAAAAGGGAAAAUUACGAACAGUGUCGUAACCAAGACCCCCAACCUACUAUGUGCGAAACUACUGAAUCUGAUAGUGUCUGGUACAAGAAGAUGGAGGGAUGUGUGACUCCUUAUCCCGAUACAAUUGAUUGGGACAAUGUUGCUGGUGGGACAUUGAAGCCAUUUCCUGAGAGACUCAAUUCUGUACCUUUCAGAAUAUCCAGUGGAUCCAUCCCUGGAGUUUCUGCCAAGACCUACCACGAUGAUAAUCGGUUGUGGAAGAAGCAUGUGAAUGCUUAUAGGAGAAUUAACAAACUCAUCGACACUGGCAGAUAUCGCAACAUCAUGGAUAUGAAUGCGGGUUUGGGAAGUUUUGCUGCUGCUCUUGAAUCUCCGAAAUUGUGGGUUAUGAAUGUGAUGCCUACAAUAGCUGAGAAAGACACUCUUGGUGUCGUAUAUGAGCGUGGAUUGAUUGGCGUAUACCAUGAUUGGUGUGAAGCUUUCUCCACAUAUCCCAGGACAUAUGACCUUAUUCACGCAAAUGGUGUUUUCAGCUUGUACAAGGAUAAGUGUGAUCCCGUAGACAUUCUUCUCGAAAUGGAUCGAAUCUUAAGACCCGAAGGUGCAGUAAUCUUCCGUGACCAAGAGGAUGUGCUAAUCAGGGUGAGGAGAAUUGUGAGAGGAAUGAGGUGGAACACUAAAAUAGUGGAUCAUGAAGAUGGUCCUCUUGUUCCAGAAAAGGUAUUGUUUGCUGUCAAGAAGUACUGGGUUGCAGGUGAAAACAACUCCCCAUCCUCAAACUGAACAGAAAAUAUAAAUAGGAAAAACUCUGGUGAAGUAAAACAAUUGGCACAGGAAAAUUGCAUUGUCCCUGAUUAAUAUUCGCAGAAAUUUCUUCUGUGGCUUCCGGACCCUCAGAAGCCGAGGGACAUGGUCCAUUUUUUCGCUGCAUUUCUUGUUGAAAAUCUCCUGUGUUUUUGCGGUAAAUACAGAACAUUUAGUUAAGCGCCUGAAAAAACAUUUCUAUUCAGCAACAUGUUAUAGGAAGUCAAUUUUUUCAUGUUUCUAUCUAGUUAAGGCUCUAGAUGGCCUUAAAUAUUUUUUGUUAAAAUACUAACAAUCAU